This is a messenger RNA of Bombina bombina (fire-bellied toad), 5449 nucleotides long. Its product is annotated as microsomal triglyceride transfer protein. The transcript is spliced from 18 exons. Gene Ontology annotation, molecular function: lipid binding. The coding region runs from base 479 to 3151 and encodes 890 amino acids. Lineage: Eukaryota; Metazoa; Chordata; Amphibia; Anura; Bombinatoridae. The record is from RefSeq and is a predicted model, not a curated record. Gene Ontology annotation, cellular component: endoplasmic reticulum; Golgi apparatus; basolateral plasma membrane. Gene Ontology annotation, biological process: lipid transport; lipoprotein metabolic process.
AGUUGUUAUUCUAUGCAGCUGAGUAAAUAAAGAACAGAGAGAUGAGUGAGGCUGCAUAUAAUAUCAGAGCAACGGCUGAAGCUGGAGAGACACAGGAAGCCUCUAAGCUAAGGGCAAGAAAAUGAAAACACAGAGCUAGGCACAGAGAGGAAGUAAAUAUAGCAGCCUUGUCAUUCUGUGUACUGGGGAACUGCGGCCUCACCGGCUGAUGGGAGGAGUCCGCUAGUUUCACUUUCUGGCUUCCUACAUCUGGUCAAUGAUUACACAGGCUGAGAAGUGUACAUGAAGAUGCCCAGCACUGCCCCUCACUGUGUGACCCUCCUGACACCUCCCUGGCUGCACCUGGACCACAUGCCCAGAUCUAACAUGGCACUAGCCCUGAGUUAACUCUCUUUAACUGUAACUGUGGUGCUAGGGGGGGUUUAGUGCAGACAGAUUAGCCCUCCCCCUCUAUACCCCAUUCAUAACCCUCUGUAUCAUGGCUGUGCCCUGGAUCUGCUACUGGCAGCUUCUGCUCCUGCUUGUGUGCUGCUCCAGCUGGGGUCAUACUGAAGCUCCGUCCUUCCAGCCUGGGAUUUUGUACCAAUAUGAUUACGCCCUGGAUUUAACCAUAGAGCAUAUAUCUCAGCCAUCUAUGCCAGCGAGCAGGCUGCAAGGGAGAGCGUUGGUUGAGAUUUACGUUUUAUGGAGACAUAAGGCUCAGCCUGACGAGCAGCUAUUGCAUGUACAGAUUCAAGACUUUGCCAUUCAUGAUUUAUCAAUGCAAAAAAAUAGUAAUGGCUCCGCAGAAGAAAAGCAUCAUAAGGACCCAGCAAAUAGCGGCAACAUGGGGCGACCAAUCCUCUUCCACUGGAAGUCUGGCAAGGUUUUGGGGAUGUACAGUGCUGGAGAAGACAACAGCCGGAUACUGGAUAUUAAGAGAGGACUUAUUAGUCUCUUCCAAUUUCAACCUCUUUAUGGGAUUUAUACUGAGGAAGAUGUCUCCGGUAGAUGCCGAGUCACUUACGACACAUCAAAAACUUCCAUAAAGAAGACAAAAGAUUUGCACAGCUGUACAAACUCACCAUUUGGAUUCACUGCUGAUCACAAGGUUUUUGGGGUAUCUCAGAAUUUUACCAACAAAGCAGUUAUGUCACUAAAUAACAGCGUUAUCCAGAUGGUAAUUGCAGAAGAAAGCCACAUGGUUUCGCUACGUGUAAAAUCUCGUCUUGGGACACGCAUUGCUUCCAGACAGCAAAUGGUUUUCAAGUCAUCUAGUCCUGGACCUGCUGAGAUUCAUGAGGAGAACAUGCUGAAUAUAUUGAAAGUGCUACCAGAGCAGUUUCAGAAAACAGCGAUCACUUGUCAUCCGCUCAGAAGGACUGAAGUCAGCCCUACAUUUAAGAACUACAUGAAGACAACAAAGAAACCGAUAUUAAAAGUGAACGUUUCUAAAGCCACGACCACUAAGCACUUUCACACCUUUGUGAAGAUGAUGCGCGACGCUAAGAAGAGGGAUGUCCUCCAGCUCCUACAGCAGGCAUCUCGUGAUAUGGUCCUCUUUUAUAUUGAUGCUGCAGUGGCGUCACAAUCUUUACCGGCUUUAGAAGCAUUGUCUGAAUUUUUAGAUUUCAGCAAAAAGAAACAGAUCGAUUUGCACGAAAAGUUUCUCUAUUCUGCAGCUUUUGCGCCUCAUCCUUCUACGGAUCUACUAAACCUGGUAUUAGAUAAAUUAAAUGGCAGAAUUUCUGAGCCUAUGAUUAUGGAAACCGGACUUAUCAUAGCCGGAGCUAUUGUCGGCAAGUUAUGCAAACUGAAGCUUUGUGACACUAAGGAUGUGGAGUUUGCAAAACAAACCCUAAUAAAAGGUUUGACUCGUGCAGAAGAUGAGAGUGAUAUAAAAAUCUUUCUCCUUGCCUUGAAAAAUGCGCAGCUCCCUGAAACCAUCCCCCUCUUGCUCCAGUACGCAGAAGACAGCUCCGCCGUUGUGUCCAACGCUGCUCUGUCUGCUCUGCAGGGGUUCCCAGCACAACAGCUCGCAACCAAGGACGUGAAGGAAACUCUGAGAAUAAUUUUCCAUCAGGCAGAGCAGAAAUAUGAUAAAACAAGUCGUUUGAUGGCUGCAGAGAUGCUCCUGGCUGCAGAUUCUUUGGGGACAGAUCUUAUAAAUAUAUUAUCGAACCUGAAUACGAUGGAUAAAGAAGCAUCUAAGUUAUUGCUUUCCAAAGUGCAGGACAGACUGAGCUCCAAGCAGACAAUAAAGAAGAUAGGAAAGAAGCUUCUGAAUGAAACAUUGUUACACAAUUAUGACAUACUUUCAAGACUGGGCAAAUCCACCACCUUCUUUGGACCUCUCGCUGCUACAAGUGAUACUUUAUCCUCUUUCGGCCUGGAACUUUUGUUCUCUGAGUCAGGUCUAAUGAAGAUGAGUACAUCUGAUAUAAGUUUACAUCAUCACAAUCAACAUAUCAGAGCAAUGCAGGUUUCUGUAGAAUCUCAAGGUCUGGAGUCCUUGAUAGGAGAUGGUGCAGCUGAAGAGGAAAGUGAUGUAGACGCCUCAGUUGGGAUGUCGGCCAUCUUGUUUGAUGUACAGUUACGCCCAGUUGUAUUUUUCAAAGGAUACAUGGAUUUAAUGUCUAAAGUGUUUGCGAGCAGCGGGGAGCCUACUAGUGUAGUGAAAGGAAAUGUUCUUCUUAUCGACCAUCUUCAGUGGUUGCCAAUGCAGUCCGGGUUACAAGCCUUUAUAGAAUAUCAGGGUGGGCUCGGAUUAGAGAUCUUGGCCAAUAUUGAUGUCAGCAUUUGGGAGCAGGAGUCCAAAACCAGCAUCAAUACUAAAUCUGGUCUUGUCUUAGAAUAUAACACUGAAGUGGAUAGCGGUUUCUUCCAAGUCAGUCUGAAGGGCCAAACUGAUGCAGAAAUCACGUUAGGCUUUGACUCUGUCAUGAAGUUUACAGGUUUCCCUAUUCUCAUGUGUCUGCAGCUGCGACAGGAUAAUCUCCCAUAUAGAGAAAAAUACACUGUUAUGGAAUCACUUCCAGAGAAGAAUAUCACACGCACUGUACGGAAAGGAAGAAAAUCCACUAUAUGGGGGAGAGACUUUCCCCUGCAUCACGCUAACUCAGAAAUGUGCAAGAGCUUACUGUCAGACACUGAACACAUCCAUGAAACAUGAGAGCAUACUGUGAAAAACUGGACUAUACCCAUAAACAUUUCUCCACCAAUGUCAAAUCAUCUUUUGCAGCGGGACAUAAAAAAAUAUUUGUAUUGCAUUUUAUGACGCCUUAUUUUUUCAACAAUGGCUUCCUCUAUCCUCAGUUACAAUAGCAUGGUGCAUCCGUUUUCUACCAAUAGAGCUUUGGUAGUUGUCCUAAUCAAUUAGGUCUAGAUUACAAGUGGAGCACUCUGAAAAUUAACCAGAGAUCAGAUCUCUGGUUCAUUUUCAAAAAGUGACCCAAUUGGCCCCAAAUUUAAGAGUAUUUUAGUAUGUGUAUAUAUAUAUUGUAGUUUUUUUUUCUAUUUUAAUACAAACAAGUACACAAAUCAGUUUUAGGGGUUAAAAGUGGCUGGUUUGGUGUGUUAGAAAAAAACGGCGCUGAAAAGUGCAUUUACAUUGCAGUCUAUGGGGAGCUGUGUGUUCCCUGUAAAUAUAUAUGUAUAUUCUUAUAUUCAUAUAUAUGUAUGUGUUAAAGGGACACUGAACCCAAAUUUUUUCUUUUGUAAUUCAGAAAGAACAGGCAAUUUUAAGCCACUUUCUAAUUUACUCCUAUUAUCAAUUUUUCUUCGUUCUCUUGCUAUCAUUAUUUGAAAAAGAAGGCAUGUAAGCUUUUUUUUUGGUUUCAGUACUCUGGACAGCACUUUUUUAUUGGUGGAUGAAUUUAUCCACCAAUAAGCAAGGACAACCCAGGUUGUUCACCAAAAAUGGGCCGGCAUCUAAACUUACAUUCUUGCAUUUCAAAUAAAGAUACCAAGAGAAUGAAGAAAAUUUGAUAAUAGGAGUAAAUUAGAAAGUUGCUUAAAAUUUCAUGCUCAAUCUGAAUCACGAAAAAUUUUUUUUGGGUACAGUGUCCCUUUAUGUAUAUAAGCAUAAACAUAUAUAUUUAAAUCUGCUGCUUGACUUACCCCUUCGCUGAACAAGGCUCCCAUUGGAGCCUAUGGAAGUGCGCUCUGGUGAGCGCAAUGCUUCCGUGCAAUGCAAGGUCAUGUUCCCAUUGCACCUAACUUGUAAAACCAGCGCACAUUUGCGUGCAUUGGUAUUACAAAGUGGACCGCAAAUAUCGCCCUGCGAAAUUGAAAUAUUGCGCUCCACUUGUAAUCGGGCCCUUAGUAAGCAAGCUCUCUGUAGGGAUGAGUUGUGCACAAACAUUCACUUCCUUUUUGUUACAAUUUCAAUUUAAACAGCUUUAAACUCAAAACUGAACCAUCCCAUAAAACGCUGAAUUAAAAUUGAAAUAUGAAUUCAUUAUUUACUUUACCUAUAGUAUAAAAUACCUCUGACAAUUGUGUAUGUGGUGUGUUUUUUUACUUUGCUUACACAUCUAUGUCGCUGCUCAAGAACAACAAACAAAAACAUUAUUUUUUAUAACAGUAAGACCUGUAUUAAUGUACCAUAUACGUAUAAAGUCUGAGUCUAUAUAUAAAAUAUAUAUUUAUAUUUACUUAUAGAGUAGAGAUGAGGGGGCCGAAUUAUCAUUGUGCGGACGGACAUCGAUAAAUGACAAUAGCAAACGCUGUCGGCAUUUAUCAUUGUACAAGCAUUUCUCAUGGAAUGCUUGUGCAAUACUGCCCCCUGCAGAUUUGCGGCCGCUAGCAGGGGUUGUCAAUCAACCUGAUUAUAUCCGAUCGGGCUGAUUGUUGUCCGCCGUCGCAGAGGUGGCGGACGAGUUAAGGAGCAGCGGUCUUAAGACCGCUGCUUCUUAAUUCCUAUUUACGGCGAGCCCGAGGGCUCGUGCGGAAACAGCAGCAUAUGGCUGCAUUCGGGGGAUGAUAAAUCAGCCCAGAGGAAUGAAAUUGUGUCUGUUUAAAAGUGUUUAAUAAAUUGUAAUUAUUUGAAAAAAAGUGGACAACGAGGGAUGACUUCCCCCAAUCCCCAUAUCUCUGUUCUACUGCACCUGUGUGAGCGACGUGCACACUCAUAUCACAUACAUAUCAACAUGAUUGUGAUUGCAUAGCAAGAGUCCUUUUGAUCUGGGAGACAGCAACAUCGGUAAAAAAAAACUGGUGUUUGCACAUAGCUGCCUUUUUUCAUUGACUUACCUGAUCUGUUAAGCUAGCUCCCAGUAGAGUAUCUCUGCUCGUUUAACGAAGGAUACAGAGAGAAUGGAGCAAAUUUGAUAAUAGAGGAAUUUUUUUAAAUUAUAUGCUCUAUGUAAACAAUGAAACUAUAUUUUUGAGUUUACUGACCCUUUAAACAUUGCAAAUAUUAAAGUAUUAGUAACAAUGGCAAAUAAAAAGAAAAGAAUUUCACAUUUCA